This is a messenger RNA of Peronospora farinosa, 231 nucleotides long. The record is from the annotation of a GenBank genome assembly. NCBI's taxonomy places the organism in Eukaryota, Oomycota, Peronosporomycetes, Peronosporales, Peronosporaceae.
AUGUUCUACCAACUCUCACAGAAAUUUUCCAAGGGCAGCACGAUCGCCAUCAUCAUCCCGACCAUCAUCGCCGUGUCGUAUUCUACCUUUGCCUUCUUCCGCUAUACUGGCCCGGACCUCGGAGGGAAUUUGCCUGGCUCGCCCAAGACCACGUCGGCCGAGUGGCAAGCGGCCUCUGUGGAAUAUGGCAAGGCACAGAAAGCCAAUCCUAUUCGUCACUUCAAGGACUAA